Messenger RNA from Cylicocyclus nassatus, 768 nucleotides. NCBI's taxonomy places the organism in Eukaryota, Metazoa, Nematoda, Chromadorea, Rhabditida, Strongylidae. The record is from the annotation of a GenBank genome assembly.
AUGGAGGACCCUCGUGAGAGGGCUUACAAGGCCGUGGCCUAUUCAGCCGUCACAUUUUCCCUGGUCGCCAUCCUCUCAGUCUGCAUAACCAUGCCUAUUGUCUACAAUUUUGUAGAUCAUGUGCAACAGCAGACAAAAAGAGACUUGCAGUUUUGCAAGUCAUCAGCUCGGGACAUCAUGACGGAAAUUAGUCAUAAGAAGCCAGCCGCCUUCUCCUCAUUUGCAGCCAACGCCACCUCACUUCGAGCAAAAAGGCAGGCCGGAUCGUGCGCCGGUUGUUGUAAGCCCGGACACCCAGGACGUCCAGGUCUUCCCGGAAGAAACGGCAAACCAGGAACCCCAGGAGCACCAGGACGACCAGGCGCUCCCGGACGGCCUCCAAUCAUUUGCGAGGAGCUCGAUAUUCCUCCAUGUAAUCCAUGUCCUCCAGGUCCACCAGGUCCACCUGGACCAAAUGGGCCUCCUGGUAGCCCCGGCAGAGCUGGCGGCCCUGGACGGCCUGGCAAUCCCGGAGCUCCAGGAUCACCAGGGCCGAACGGGCCUCCCGGGCAGCCUGGAACUCCUGGUUCGGAUGGAGAAAAGGGAGAGCCUGGACGGCCUGCACAGAGCAUUAACGCUAUUCCUGGAGACCCAGGACCACCAGGAGAACCAGGUGCUCCCGGUCUUCCUGGACCAGACGGGCAACCUGGACGAGAUGGACAAGCUGGAGGCGGUGGCCCACCAGAUACAAAUGAAAAUAAAGAAGUUAAGAAAUCUAGACUUGGAUGA